Aphidius gifuensis is the source of this 2121-nucleotide messenger RNA. It is a transcript of the gene PPO, whose product is annotated as phenoloxidase 2-like. Lineage: Eukaryota; Metazoa; Arthropoda; Insecta; Hymenoptera; Braconidae. The transcript has 7 exons. The record is from RefSeq and is a predicted model, not a curated record. The coding region runs from base 1 to 2121 and encodes 706 amino acids.
AUGUCGAAGAUUAGAAAAGAAAUUCUUUCUCUUUUUAAUCGCCCAAAAGAGCCAAUAUUUAUGGGAAACAGAGAUGAAAAUAUUUAUUUCAACAUUCCAGUAAACUAUUUGGUAAAUAAAAUUUCUCCAAAUGAGCUUCAAGCAUCAGCAGCUGAAAUUUUCAGUCGUUUUCAAUCCAAUACUAAUGAAGAAAAAAUAAAUCUCAAAGAAAUAACUCUACCAGAUUUAACAAUUCCAAUGAAACUUGAUAGACGCCAGGCAUUUUCACUUUUUAUUCCAUCUCAUCAAAAAUGUGCUGAUCAUUUAAUCAAACUCUUUCUCAACACAAAAACUUAUGAUGACCUUUUGUCACUGACUGUUUACUGUCGUGAUCGUGUUAACCCCAGCAUGUUCAUCUAUUGUCUGUCUGUUGCACUUCUUCAUCAUCCAGAAACAAAACACAUGCCAAUACCAACAGGUGCUGAAAUAUUUCCUGACAAAUUUAUUGAUGGACAAAGUAUAUCAAAAGCUAAAGAACAUGCUGAAAUUGUACCAGUUGAUUCACGAAAAUCAAUUGAAAUUCCACGUAAUUACACAGCAACAGAUGUUGACUUAGAGCAUCUUGUUGCAUACUGGCGUGAAGAUGUUGGCAUUAAUUUACAUCAUUGGCAUUGGCAUUUAGUUUAUCCAGCUGUUGGAAGUGACACAGCUGUCAAGAAAGAUCGACGUGGUGAACUUUUUUACUACAUGCAUCAACAAGUCUUAGCCAGAUACAAUACCGAACGUAUGUGCAAUGGCCUUGGUCCAGUUAAAUCAUUGUUAAAUUUACGUGAGCCAAUUGCUCAAGGCUAUUUUCCAAAAUUAAAUUCAUCAGUUGCAAGUAGAGACAUACCAUCAAGACCAGUUGAUUUAUCAUUAAAAGAUGUCAACCGAGAAGAUGAUGGAUUACGUGUCACAGUAGCUGACCUUGAACAAUGGAAAGAAAAAAUUCACAAUGCAAUUUUAUCAGAUGCUGUUGUUGAUAAGGAGGGAAAAAAAAUUUUAUUAACUGAAAAAGAGGGUAUUGAUUUGUUGGGAAAUAUUCUUGAAGCUAGUGCACUUUCAGUUAAUCCAAAUUUAUAUGGUAAUCUUCAUAAUUAUGGACAUGUUGCUAUAUCAUAUUGUCAUGAUCCUGAUAAUCGUUUCUUGGAAUCAUUUGGUGUUAUGGGUGAUGUUGCAACAGCCAUGAGAGAUCCUAUUUUUUACAGAUGGCAUUCAUUGAUUAAUGAUUUAUUUAUGGAGCAUAAAAAUCGUUUGCCCCAGUAUAAAACAAGCCAGUUACAUGUUGAUGGAGUACAAGUUACUAAUGUAAAGAUCGUCACAACAAAUGAAAAUGUCGACAAUGAAUUGUCAACAUUUUGGAAUAAAAGUGAUAUUGAUCUAGGUCGUGGUCUUGAUUUUGCACCAGGUGGAUCUGUACUUGCUAAAAUAACUCAUUUAAAUUAUACUCCAUUUACUUAUAAAAUAACUGUUAAUAAUGCAAAUAGUGGUCCACUUGUUGGAACAUGUAGAAUAUUUAUAGGACCAAAGUACGAUGAUAAUGGUUCACCAAUGAAUUUUUCUGAUCAAAAAAAUCUUAUGAUUGAAAUGGAUAAAUUUACUGUUACACUUAAACCUGGAACUAAUGAUGUAACAAGAAUGUCAACAGAUUCAUCAGUUACAAUUCCAUUUGAAAAUACAUUCCGUAAUUUAAAUGCAAGACCAAGUGAUGAGUCUGAAUAUGAAUUUAAUUUCUGUGGAUGUGGUUGGCCUCAACACAUGCUUGUACCAAGAGGAACAACAACUGGCUUUCCCAUGAUUCUUUUUGUCAUGAUAUCUGAUUAUAAAAAUGACAUUAUUAUUCAAGAACCAUCAAUACAUUGUGCUGAUGCUGUUAGCUAUUGUGGUUUGAGAGAUAGAAAAUAUCCAGAUUCUCAAAGCAUGGGCUUUCCAUUUGACAGACCAAUUCCUGCUGGAAUUAAAAAUAUCAAUCAAUUUUUAACUGGCAAUAUGACUGUUGUAGAUGUUACUGUUAAAUAUACUGAUGAAGUUCGUGAACAGCUUACUAAAACUACAACUACAACUACAACUAAAUGUUGUGGUACAUCUGAAACGAAAAAUUAA